CUUGCAUUUAUGGAAAAUAUACAAAAUAUGGAUAUUAAUCAGAAAGUGAUAAAUUAUUUAAAAGUUUUAUCGCAAUAUUAUGAUAGCAUUGACUUACCAAAAAUAAAUGAUGUGAACUUGUCUGAUAACGAAAAUAUAAAAAUUGUUUUAAUGAGAUUAAUUGAUAAUUCAUAUACUUUGAUACAAAGGCACAAAAAAUUACAAGAGCAAGUUACCGAAUUGCAAAGUGAAAAUAGUCAACAGAUAAAAAAAUUAACAAAUUUAAAAGUAAGUAAACCUUCAAACACUUCCUUUUAUUAUUACAAAUGUCAACUACUAAUGUCUUUUAUUUUUUUAUUUUAUGAGAAUUAUGACUACUAA
Chrysoperla carnea is the source of this 360-nucleotide messenger RNA. RefSeq lists its product as uncharacterized. The transcript is spliced from 2 exons. The record is from RefSeq and is a predicted model, not a curated record. The coding region runs from base 10 to 360 and encodes 116 amino acids. Lineage: Eukaryota; Metazoa; Arthropoda; Insecta; Neuroptera; Chrysopidae.